AUGGAAACCAUCGUUUCACCCAGUGUUCCCAUCACUGCAUCAGCUUCACCCAGUGUUCCCAUCAAUGCAUCAGCUUCACCCAGUGUUCCCAUCACUGGACCAGUUUCACCCAGUGUUCCCAUCACUGGACCAGCUUCACCCAGUGUUCCCAUCAAUGCAUCAGCUUCACCCAGUGUUCCCAUCAAUGCAUCAGUUUCACCCAGUGUUCCCAUCACUGGAUCAGCUUCACCCAGUGUUCCCAUCACUGGACCAGCUUCACCCAGUGUUCCCAUCACUGGACCAGCUUCACCCAGUGUUCCCAUCACUGGACCAGCUUCACCCAGUGUUCCCACCACUGGACCAGCUUCACCCAGUGUUCCCACCACUGGACCAGCUUCACCCAGUGUUCCCAUCACUGGACCAGCUUCACCCAGUGUUCCCAUCACUGGACCAGCUUCACCCAGUGUUCCCAUCACUGGACCAGCUUCACCCAGUGUUCCCAUCACUGGACCAGCUUCACCCAGUGUUCCCAUCACUGGACCAGCUUCACCCAGUGUUCCCACCACUGGACCAGCUUCACCCAGUGUUCCCACCACUGGACCAGCUUCACCCAGUGUUCCCAUCACUGGACCAGCUUCACCCAGUGUUCCCACCACUGGACCAGCUUCACCCAGUGUUCCCAUCACUGGACCAGCUUCACCCAGUGUUCCCAUCACUGCAUCAGCUUCACCCAGUGUUCCCAUCACUGGACCAGCUUCACCCAGUGUUCCCAUCACUGCAUCAGCUUCACCCAGUGUUCCCAUCACUGGACCAGCUUCACCCAGUGUUCCCACCACUGGACCAGCUUCACCCAGUGUUCCCAUCACUGCAUCAGCUUCACCCAGUGUUCCCACCACUGGACCAGCUUCACCCAGUGUUCCCAUCACUGGACCAGUUUCACUCAGUGUUCCCAUCACUGGAUCAGCUUCACCCAGUGUUCCCACCACUGGACCAGUUUCACCCAGUGUUCCCAUCACUGGAUCAGCUUCACCCAGUGUUCCCAUCACUGGACCAGCUUCACCCAGUGUUCCCAUCACUGGAUCAGCUUCACCCAGUGUUCCCAUCACUGGAUCAGCUUCACCAAGUGUUCCCAUCACUGGACCAGCUUCACCCAGUGUUCCCAUCACUGGACCAGCUUCACCCAGUGUUCCCAUCACUGGAUCAGCUUCACCCAGUGUUCCCACCACUGGACCAGUUUCACCCAGUGUUCCCAUCACUGGACCAGUUUCACCCAGUGUUCCCAUCACUGGAUCAGCUUCACCCAGUGUUCCCACCACUGGACCAGUUUCACCCAGUGUUCCCAUCACUGGAUCAGCUUCACCCAGUGUUCCCAUCACUGGACCAGCUUCACCCAGUGUUCCCAUCACUGGAUCAGCUUCACCCAGUGUUCCCAUCACUGGAUCAGCUUCACCCAGUGUUCCCAUCACUGGACCAGCUUCACCCAGUGUUCCCAUCACUGGACCAGCUUCACCCAGUGUUCCCAUCACUGGACCAGCUUCACCCAGUGUUCCCAUCACUGGACCAGCUUCACCCAGUGUUCCCAUCACUGCAUCAGCUUCACCCAGUGUUCCCAUCACUGGACCAGCUUCACCCAGUGUUCCCACCACUGGACCAGCUUCACCCAGUGUUCCCAUCACUGCAUCAGCUUCACCCAGUGUUCCCACCACUGGACCAGCUUCACCCAGUGUUCCCACCACUGGACCAGUUUCACCCAGUGUUCCCAUCACUGGAUCAGCUUCACCCAGUGUUCCCAUCACUGGACCAGCUUCACCCAGUGUUCCCAUCACUGGACCAGCUUCACCCAGUGUUCCCAUCACUGGAUCAGCUUCACCCAGUGUUCCCAUCACUGGAUCAGCUUCACCCAGUGUUCCCAUCACUGGACCAGCUUCACCCAGUGUUCCCAUCACUGGAUCAGCUUCACCCAGUGUUCCCAUCACUGGACCAGCUUCACCCAGUGUUCCCACCACUGGACCAGCUUCACCCAGUGUUCCCAUCACUGGACCAGCUUCACCCAGUGUUCCCAUCACUGGAUCAGCUUCACCCAGUGUUCCCACCACUGGACCAGCUUCACCCAGUGUUCCCACCACUGGACCAGCUUCACCCAGUGUUCCCACCACUGGACCAGCUUCACCCAGUGUUCCCAUCACUGGACCAGCUUCACCCAGUGUUCCCACCACUGGACCAGCUUCACCCAGUGUUCCCACCACUGGACCAGCUUUACCCAGUGUUCCCAUCACUGGAUCAGCUUCACCCAGUGUUCCCAUCACUGGAUCAGCUUCACCCAGUGUUCCCAUCACUGGACCAGCUUCACCCAGUGUUCCCAUCACUGGAUCAGCUUCACCCAGUGUUCCCAUCACUGGAUCAGCUUCACCCAGUGUUCCCAUCACUGCAUCAGCUUCACCCAGUGUUCCCAUCACUGCAUCAGCUUCACCCAGUGUUCCCAUCACUGGACCAGCUUUACCCAGUGUUCCCACCACUGGACCAGCUUUACCCAGUGUUCCCACCACUGGACCAGCUUUACCCAGUGUUCCCAUCACUGGAUCUUAA
Messenger RNA from Cyprinodon tularosa, 2565 nucleotides. Its product is annotated as adhesive plaque matrix protein-like. The record is from RefSeq and is a predicted model, not a curated record. The coding region runs from base 1 to 2565 and encodes 854 amino acids. The transcript is spliced from 2 exons. NCBI's taxonomy places the organism in Eukaryota, Metazoa, Chordata, Actinopteri, Cyprinodontiformes, Cyprinodontidae.